AUUAUACGGCAACAUGAUCCUCUUCUAUAAUCAUGAUCGGCGACUCUUCUCCAUUCAUCGUUGAGAUUUUUUUGCAGCAUCUACUCCAUUUUUCGACUUCACGAACACGACCGGAGAUACUUCUUACACCUCAUAACUACAUAAGCAGUCAGCCAAUAGUACAUGAGCCAACCAUUUCCAUGAACCAACCCACAUUAGUCACGAAUUCCAGGAGAAGAGCAGAGCUCGUGAUAGUCUCGCACUCAACCACAUCCUCGCUGAUACUAUCUAACCCCUGUGGUCUAGUUUAGUAUACAAAAAAGAUUUAUAAAUUUGUAACAUUCUCUUUCAAUUUCUCAGUGAUUCAAAACAUUGACAUUCAUUAAGAAAGGUUCUCAUACGGAAAAACUGAAAUGCAUGAACACCAUCAAGCAGUCUAGAGGCACUCCCACAACAGUUGUACACAUCAUCAUCAGCAUCACCACAAUAGAUUAAUUGACUGUAUCCACCUAACCCUCAACGUAGAAGAAAGAAGCUGUGCAUACUAGUAAUAUUUCGUAUUCAAUCAUCGACCCAUAUCCACCGAUAUCGCAUAUUACUUUUCAUCGGAAUCGUUCGCGACUUUUGAGUAUUAGGAUUAUAUGAUACAUAGAAGAAGUUGUAAACAUAAGAAUUUUUUCAGGAUCACAAAGACCACACGAGGACCGAAGGACUAAAGAAAAUAGAUCGCUGAUUUUGCUACAACAGAGGUAUUUUCACGACAAGGAAGUAGUAUACUUACAGAACAAGAACAUCGAUGGAUCAAAAAUCAUCAUCGCGCUGCACGUAGUGCGAAGUCUCUUCUCGAAGCUAUUACAACGAGAAUCCAAGCAUCGAAAGCAAGCACAUCAAGAAGAAGUCGGAGUCACGACGGAAAUAAGAAAAAGCCAGACCAAGACGGCAAAGCUGUAACCAGGUGCAGUUUCACUCCGUAUUCCCUUCGACGUGCUGGUUGAUAAAAAUCAUUUCUACAAAAUAUAAAAUGAAUAGCAACAACAAGAAUGAGUUCUCAUUUAUGAUACUCCAUUUCUGACAGAAAUUCAAAUUUUCAGUUGUAGAUGAAAAUUUCUGCAGAAAGAGUAGAUUCACGGACCUCGAGUAUGCCUCUCCAGCACUGUAGAUCUCAUCUCCCCUGUCGUUGGAUUCCUCUCCUGCAUUGUCGAUCUCAUCUCCCCUGCCCUUGGGUUCCUCUCCAGCACUGUAGAUCCCGUCUCCCCUAUUCUGGCACUGCGGUUUAGUUUCUUUUUUGGUGGGUCUCUUCCCUCCCUUUUUAUUCGCAUAGUGUGACCAUGGUUGAACCCGGCGGCGCAUCAGUUAGCAAGUGGGAGCGUGGGCUUUUUGGCCAGGAGCUAUUCCCCUGAUGCUCAUGGCCCCCGCCUCCUGAAGAAAGUAGUACUUGCCAUAUAUAGGACAGAAGUGGUGAGCAGGUAGCUCAUGAUUCCUUAUUCGCGCGGGACCCCAUGAACCGCCUGAACAACAUGAACCGGCACUGACGGCAUAAUUCGUUGCAUAAUUCGUUGCGCCCUGCGCGUAAAGACCCAGAAUCUUGAAGGUGGCCCGGCCGUCGUCAGGCUUCGUUUUUCCACUUGUUGUUGUGCUAUUAAGUAGAUACUAGGCCCAGCUACAGGGGGAGGACGGAGUGGCAGCGACUCUGUCAUGGGUGGGUGAUAGUUUAGGGCCCACUUCUUUUUUUAUGCUGAGAAAGGGUGAUAGAUACUGCUUGCGAAACAAAUUGGUCGUCAUUCAACAAUCGCAGGGUUGGGUGAUUGUUGCUAACUGAUUUAUCAAUCGCCGUGGGUGGUGUUUCUGUUUCGCAUUGUCAGCCCCCUUAAUGGUGUCGAUGGUUGACUGAGGCCACAUGUAGCGCAUUUUGGUUGCUUUGCUAGUUUUGUGCGCCUGUGCGUGUUUUGCACAACUAAGCAAGCUGCGCUCUGGUAUUCUACUGCUGGGCCACAGCGAGCUCGUUUGUGAUUGCGUUGUUGUGUGUUUCUCAUCAUAGUUACAAUUUAGGCCAAGAGUUCAGCCUUUAUUGAUUAUUGUUGGCCAGACCGAGACCCUGCGGAGUUGCGUAUUAGUAUUUAGAAAUUCAAACUUAUUUGUAUUGUCUUUGAUUCUCUCCUUGUUUCUAUCUACUGAUGAACAGGCUUGCACUUGUGUCCGCAAUCUCCUCACGACUAACAUCUGCACCCAACAUCGAUUCCGCGCGACCCUCUCAGAGAACGACAGAGGAAACUGACCAAAAAGGCGAGCAUCUAUCGUCCAUCAUCUGACAAAGAUGGAGGCCUGGAAUCGAGAAAUGGAGGAAGCCAUGGUGAAGCGGCUGCAGGAGGAGGAGGGGAAUUCCGAUGGAACGGCGCCCCGUCGAAGUGGAGGGUGGGGAUGGCAAACCUAUGCCUCUUUCUUGUUGGUUUUUUUCAUCUUCUUCUGGGCGGCGGAUCUCUCCACAGAUGGCGUUGUCUUUAUGGUUUCACUCGGAUAAGAGUUACAAGAAUAAAAGUGAAAACUCUCUUUUAUUGGGAUAAAAGUUUCAUGAGGAUAGGAUUUUCAUUGGGAAAAGAGUGAAAAUCCAUCUUUUAUGGCUCUUCAAUGGCCUCGAACGCCCAUCCCCUCAUUUUUGUGCUAACUUCUAUUUUAUCCUAAAAGUUGGAAGACGAGAUAUGAGCAGGAGCACUGCCAAAAAAGUAUAAGUCUCCAGAUCAUGAAAGUGCAGAGAGUACUUAGUUAAAGAUUUUCAAUUGACAAAUUAGAAUUACAUCAUGGCCAGGCUGUACGAUGUUCCUUUCGCGACACCUGCGUCUACUAUGCGCCGCAUGGAUGACUAAGACCGCAGCCGCAGUUUUGUUUAUCUCAUCUGCAUGCAGCUGCGCUCUGUGGAUAUCGAUGUUUGCCUGAUGAUAUAAUAGUUGUUGCUUGGGCUUAGCGAGUUCUAAUAUUUCUUUGCUCUUAAGAUUUUUGGCAAGUUUUUCUGUUACUUGCAAUUUGUAGUUUUUUUGUUACAAUGAAUCCCUACAUCAUAGAAGAUGUUCGUGCUGUAUGUUCUUUCUUGGGUCGCUGCGUGUGUGUCUGUGUGUUCUGCGACUGUGUGUUCUGCGUCUGUGCGUUCUGCGUCUGUGCGUUCUGCGUCUGUGUGUUUUGUGUCUGUGCGUUUUGUGUCUGUGUGUUCUGUGUCUGUCUGUGUGUGUGUCUGUGUGUUGUGGGCCGCUGCGCUUUUGCGUGCUACCUAAUAUGAGGGCAUGGGCUUGCGCCUUGUUUUUGAAGCGGGGCCCGUUGCUCUCGCUGUGCGGCUGUGGUAGGGCUUUCUUGGGGCUCGAGUGCUGUGAAGGCAUGGCCCUGCCCUCUACUUGGUGCUGGCAGUCUGUCAUUCGUGGGCUGCCAGCAGCGUGGUUGCGGUCAGGAAUCCACGGUCUUGCCCUUUUGUGGCUUCUAGCGUUCGGGCCCGUCUGGUUUAUAGUGUUUUCCACGGAAGAACUACAACAACAACUAGGAGCAGAUCUUGCUUGUUGUCUACAAGUAUUUUUCUUGGUUGUUAGUCUGACUUGUCUCAGGCGGGACGCGUGGGGAAGAUCUACUAGUUUCUAAACCCAGACUUUUUCCAUUUCACGCUGGUCCGUCGGUGUCUGAAUUACUGGCUGAUGGAUCGUUUUUCCUUCGCGUCUUACUGGCUGGCCGUGUCAAUGCUAUGAAGAGUAGUCACUGUACUUACAACAUAUCUGAGGAUGGGUUAAAGCUAGAGGAAAAGGGCUUCUUUUUAGUAAAAUCCUCUCGCCUUUGCGUCUACCUCUACGCCCUUUUCGUUUUUUUUCAGAUUUUCUUUCUUAGUGGGGUUUCUGACGUGGCAACGCCCUCACUUUUCUAGUACGCACAGCGCGAUGUGGCUUGCUGUUGUUUCUUGAAUCUGACUUUUUUCGGGUUUCUUGGUUGCUUUCUUAGUAAGGGCUCUACAGCAGUUUAUUACUUCUAAGUGAUAAGACAGAAUAGGGCCGAGAGGGGCCUGCGACACUCGGGAUACAACUUUUUUAUAUCUCGAUGGCACCCUGCGGCUAGCUGAUCGACAACUUGUUAAAUUUUUGCGAUUUUUACUAGACUGGGGCGACCGGUAGCACUCCUCCCACUAGAAUCCCCCACCCUCUGCGCGCACUUCUUCCGCCGUGGCGUGCCUGCUUUCCAGGCCUCUUCCCCACGUGACAACCGCCCGGCGGGGUUGAUCGGUGGGACAGGGGUCGGGCUUUUAACGGCGUGCGGCCAUUGAAGAGGCACGCCGCGAAAUGGUAGGCCUGGGCGCUUGCGGGCCUCUUGUUAGGUAUGGCCAUCUUUGCGCGAAGGGCGAAGCGCUUAUAUUUUAAGGCCUUGUCGCUUUGUUUGCCUAAAUUUGAAAAUGUGAGGCCUAGUCUUUGUUCUUAUAAGAAAGUUUACUCGUGGUCUUCGGCGAUGGAUCAUUAUUUUGGGUGCCGUGCUCAUGGGUUGGUGGGCUGACUGGUUGGGCUUGUUGGUUCGUUGCUCUUCGUUUGUUGGUAAGAAAAGAGAGCGGGGAAAGCUUCUACGGGGGUCGCGUGCUCUUGGUUCGAGUGUUUGUGGUUCGGGUGUGUGUGGUUAAGAGUUUGGAGGGGACGCUGUUUCGGUUUUUUCUGCUCAUAAUAUUUGCCCCUUCGCCCAGCAUCAGUAGCCUGCCAUGUCCUCUGCGAGGUCGAAAUCUAGUAGGCCAAAGCUACCUCGCCUAGCUUUUUUUUGAUAUGUUUAUGCAUCUUCGUCUGCUGGUCUGGGGGGGUUCGAUUCGAUCUUUUUCUGCCUAGGGGGCCUGCUUUUCCUCUUUGUUCUUUCUGAGAAUGAUAGACAGAGCGCGGUGGAGUAAGCAUAGAGCUUUCCUCUGCUGUGGUGCUUAUGGUGUACUGAUUUACUCUGAGCAAAUACUAGACUGCCGCGCUUGAUAGCUCUCCCCCACUAGAAUCGCCCACCUUCUUGAGGCAUUUCCCCCGCCAAGACGCGCUCCCCCCGCUCCUCUUCCGCCAGGCCGCGGCGCUCUUUUGGCGGAGUUGGUCCGCGGAAGAGGAGCCGGGACAGAGGCGCCGCGGAAUUUGACAGAGGAGGCCGAUUCCCCGCGGCUUUUGAGGUGUUUCAGAGUUUUUACUCUUUUGACUAUAGUGCAAGUUCUUGGGCCGGAAGCAUCGGCCUGAGGGGGUGCAAGACUGUACGCUUAAGCUUUUUGGUGUGGGGCCUUCACUCCUUGGGGCCAGUUUGAAGCUUUUAAUUUGCAGCUUGGGCUGAGGCUUGUGGCUUUCAGUUUGAAGCUUUGAGCUUUGGCGAGGCUCUAGGCGUAAGGAUAUUGGGGCGUAGGGUUUACAAGCUGAAGCCUUAGGCCCAAGUCGUGGCUGGAUUUGAUGGGCCUUUUUCUGAAAUUUUGGACUGAGGGCUUUGGGCUUGAAGGAGGCUUGGGCCUCAAGUUUUGGGCGUUGUACUUUCGGCUUGAAGCCUUCGGCGUAAAGGCUUGGAGCUGAAGCGCUAGGCCUGCAGCGUUGGACUUGGGGCCUGGGCUUUGAAGGUUUGGGCUUGAGGCUUUUGGCCUGGGGUGGCAGGCUUGGGGCUCUGCGCCUGGGCCCUUGGGCUUGUGGUUUUGGAGUCGGGUCCCCGAGCUUGAAAGUUGGCCGCGGCUGACAAAAAGGAAAAUCUAGGCACGCUAGCCCAAAGUAGAAGACCCUCUGAACUUUCUCGCCCUUUAUUUUAAUUAGGUUGCCUGCCGUCGUGAUUGGCUACACAUCAUGGGCAGCGCGUUGGCCGAAUUCGCGAUCGUAGGCGAGUGACAUGCCACGCCUCAAGUCUUAGGCCUGUGGCCAUGGGGCGGCUUUUUGAAUUUGGAAAGUUUUAGGCUUAGUUCUGGGUGAUAAAUUGAAGCGCUUGGCUACUCUACGCAAAAGUAGCAAGGUUUUUGGCUCUAUCGCUUAGAAUUUGAUCUGAGCCGCCUGCGGUCGUGAUUGGCUACGCGUAGGCUGAACGCCGUAGGCCCGUAAGGAAGCGUGAAGGCUGUGGCCUUUGCGGCGGUGGUCGUGGUUUGGCUCGAUGUGCUGCUGCCCGUUUUAGGCGAGUUCGCCGAGGGUCCUGGGGCUAAGGUUAGCAAAUUCGUGGCGGGGGUGGGUUUCGCGGGCAACUUAGAAAACUAUACUAGGGAGCUUCGGGGCCGUUGGUUUAUGGAGCUUUGAUUUUGUGCAGAUCUUACCAUAGUACUCCCCCCUAGCCCUCUCUCGACGGCCUCUGGGCCGCUCUGACGGAGUGAUCGCUUUUUUGUGGGCAAAAAAUAGUUUAUUUCUGACUGAUAAAGUUAUAAGUGACUGAAUGAAGAUUUUCUCUUGUUUGAGUGAUCACGAAUAGGGAACGCGAGCCUUCAUGCUUUGAAUUUCCCACUCCUCCUUUCCGGAUUUCCGCUUUGAGUUAUUUGGAUAUCGGCCCGGGGGCUUUAAUUUUGUGUAGAUCUUUUUACUUCUGGCCACCUCUUGACGGCCUCGUGGCCGCUCUGGUUGAGUGGUCGCGUUACUAUUACUACUACCUGGUGCUGGUGGUGUGUUGGGUGGGUAAUCCUUAAUGAAGUCGCGUCCCUCUUGAAGGGAAAGCAAGAAUUUCCAACAAACUUCUUGGUAGGAUAAUCCUCAAUUAAGUCUCAUCUUUUUCUCCCAUUCUUCUGUGCAGUGCCUUCUUGAUUAUCCGCUGACCAGGGGGAUACAAAUAUUCUUGAUAGAUAGCCUUCGCUUUUUCUAUCUUUCUCGGGUCUUUGUUAUUGUUUUUUCUACUUAGGCAUGCUCCAUCACACUUACCCAGUACGGCUGACAGGGUUGAAUAUAGGGGAACCAAAUGAAGGGACGGGAAUAGAUCUGAUACUCACCCAACCACAGAUGCAUAUUGACUGACAGGCGCUAAUGAAACCUUCCUCGUCUCGAAGCCGAAGGAGCGUCGCUCUUUGAGAGGUGCGGUGGACGUUCACGUGGCCUCAAACUAUACCACGCCUGGGCACCUGCUAAACGGGGCCCCGGUGGUUUCUAGUGGAGUCCUGGCGACGGCCGUGGGCGUGCAUGGGUUCAAACCGAAGGAGGGCGGCAGGCUUGGGGGCGCGAUGAAAGGGCUCUCGAUGUCCAGCGAUGCCACGUUUGCUCACGAACUCAACCGAACUGCCCCCGAUGGAACCUUCCUCCAAUUGUCGGCUGGAGAAGAUGACUUGACGAGGGUAGGAGCCGUCCACAUCACAUUCACUCCGGAUCGCGGUGUUUGGGAGUUGCACUACUUUGACAGUGAGGAAGAUGUCCAGUAUACGCCGACGAAUCCGUACCUGAACAAGCCGAACAACCCGAAAGACGAUUUGUUUGAACUGCGUCCCUUUUCCCCCAUCCAUACGGAUAACAAAGAUUUACCUCUCAGGUCAGUCAUAUCGGGCGAUCCCAAUGGAGAUGCGCUCGUAAAGUUCGUAAAGUUCGGGAAGCUUGGGAGCCUGGUAUACCGUUACGCGACUCUCGAGAAUUCCUGUCUGAGCUUUAAAGAUGCGGAAAUUUAUGCGGGAAGACGUACCCUUAGCAAAGGCAAGCAGACGCCGAUCAACCGGCCGCCGAACACACCUCUGCGCGAGAACGCUCGACUGCCCAAUGUGAUACGCGUAAAACGGACACAUGGAAGCACUGAAGCAGAAACUUUAGCAUUUUACAGAGGACACUACGAUGACAAAGGCAAACACUUCACACGCGGGGGGCGGCUCCGGUUUUGGGUAACCGGCUUCACCUGGAAGGAGGAAAGGGCCCCCUGCAAACGAGGAGCACCCCGCGUGGCCGGCGUUUGCGCGAAGACUACACUUCCGGUAUGGCAGAGCAGCGCAGGCGCUUGUUGUAACAUACUUAGGCGAGAGCCAUUCUGCUGGCAUCGGUCUCUUCUCUGUCUCGAAUCUUGGGGGCUGCGCAUCCUACACGCAGCGCGUGCUUUCAUAGCCCGCGGAGUUCUCCAAUUGGUAGCUCUUGGGUCUAGUCGCUAUCUUCUUCGCAGUCGCUUCAUGGUCGAUUCUGAUUCUCACUCCCUUUCGCGUCUUUCUUUUUCUCUACAGUCAAAAGCUGCGCUAGCAAAAUUUACGAAAUUGCCACUGCUAUUCGAUAUCGCAACAAGUCGGCAACGGAAAGCGCGAGCGUGCUAUUGCAAAGCGGCGGCAUGCAAUAAAGCGGCGCCGCCCUUUAUGACACUGGCCAGGAGCAGCAGCUCACCCAGCUACGAAGCCAGAAAGCAAUCUCUUCACCUUUAGAGGCUUGCCCAUUUAUCUGCGCCGGCAGCUAUCCAUCCAACCUCAAGCCAAAACGCCGCUCCCGUCGGAGAAGGAGAGGCGCAUCGCGUCGCGGACGCCCAUUCCAUUUUCACCGACCUGAUAGAGACGGCGCCGCGCAUCAUUCACACGCGACUGCGCGUCGCUCGAGGCUGGCGAAGCUACUCAGUUUGGGCUUGGAAAUCACCUAACGACGGGCAGCGACGUACUCCGUGCCAUUUUCAGCGACAUCAAUAAGGGAGCACAGGCCGCAGGCUUCAAUGUCUACAAGCUCAGCCUUCGGCUUGCGUGAUGGCUGUGGUACUAGGCCUCGGGCUUCGUGUUCGUGUAAGAAUCUGCGGCAACUGCGAAAGGCCUCCGUGAUGAAGUCCACUGAUGAAGCCUUGCUGCCUCCAUUGAAAAGAAGGAGCGUCUCAUCCCUUGCCGCUUAUUUAGCCAAUCUCGCCCUAGUCGUCCGAGUCCAUGCUCUCAAUUCGCUCAGGCUCUCCUCGGGGUUCAUUCGGUGCCAGGUUAUGACUGAAGGCACCGGUAUGCCCGCUAGGGAAAUUGCUGCGGGGUCCAUCUUGUUUCCUUCUUCUGGCGCUUCUUUGGGUGAAUUCAAUUAGCAGACCACUUUUUCGCACAUCAACGACGUGCACGGACUCAACCCCCACCACCGGCCCGCGUUUUGCAUAAUGGAGAUAAGUGCUCCGGCGUCCACGCUUUCCGGCUAAGCUUCACGCGACGUAAAUUUUUCUCACCCCACGCACAGCCUUCCAAAAAUGGCUGGACUCGCUCCCCGUCCAACUCCAUCGCCCAGAACUAAUCCGCGGCCGACUGCCCGCAAGGACUUAAGUCGGGCCGCGACAUCCUCAUCACCCUCAGCGAGCACACACAGCAAGGGCAAGAAGCAUAGCCGCUCCGCCAAGAAGUUCGCCACUAACAUCAGUCGACCUACGUCCAGCAGUCGGGUGGCCAAUUAGCUGGAAAGUUGGGAAGCGACUCAGCCGCCGCCAAGAACAGGAGCACACCUGCCAACGGCUUCAGAGUCGAAGUCGGCAGCGUCUCCCAAUUGGUGUCGCCUUUUUUGGAGGCCGCAGGGCACGCGUUUCACGGCGAAGCACUCAAAACCUGGGGGGAGCGAUAUGGCGUGCGGGAUGCCUCUAGCUCGCAUUCGCCGCAGCUGUAGUCUGGCGGUCAGCAGCACCAUCGUGCAUUCUUACUAGGCGGUGGCUUGUCAAAGCACCAUGACAGUCAACGACUUCGCAAGCCAAGAGGUGACAGACAGACUAUCUACUGAACAGCACUAGCUGGACUGAAGUGGCAUGCUGGUCAGCUAUCGGAACGAGCCACCGAAGGGCCGGGCUAUUACUCACUCUCCAUCUCUUCUCCAGUCCUUUGCCCUAUUCGUGCCCGGGGUGUAUCUGCGGCCUGGCGGGAGCAAAGAAGCCUAAAUGUGCCGGAUAUGUUUUUCAUUGGAGGCGUCAACGCAAACACGGCGAAAAUCUUUGGGCAGUUGUCUGAUGUCUUAGGUUUAUUUAUGGCGGUGAAAGUAUUGGCGAAGGCAUGUAGCGGCCAACCGCUGCGCACCGUGCUCAUGUUGACGGCAUCGUGCCGGCGCUGACUAUGCUCCCGCUAUCUUUGCGACCCUCUCGCGCUGCGGGUGGCAGGGAUUCAGCUCCAACUGGCGUCUUCUCGCCGUGGCUUUCAUUUGGCGCGGAGACAUGCCGGGGAGCGUUGCGCAAAUCGAGGCGCCUUCAAUCUCUCGUAGGUGGCGCCCUGCUCUCCAAAUCCUUUCAAUAUCGGCCACGCCAACAGUCUAAGUCGAGGUAUAGUGAAUGCCCGAGACUCAUAAUCUAGAUCAGCCACGUCGCCCCUGGCAUCGCUUCCGCCAUUUCUUCGGGAACCGAUCGCAGCACGGGCCUGCCCGUCCGUUGGAGUGUAGCCAGCUCGUGCUCCCGAUCUCUGGCCUUCGCCGGUGCCGCGUGUCAAUUGACUGCACUCGCGUGCGUUCGUACCUCCAUCCGCGACGCCGCUGCUACCUGUGUUUGCAAGAUGAGACCGCCGGCCAAGACCAUGCCGAAAGUUUCCGACAGUUAGUUUCUGAGGACACACAAGACCCUCCUUAGGAAUCUCACCCGAAAAAGGGAAACCGUACAAGCGCGCGCGGCCUAACUUCGUCAGCGAGUUUGUUACGCACCCUCGGAGCAAAACCCAGCGCCAAGCAAAAUCCCGGCCGCGCCUCGCCUCUCCGACGGGAAAACAAAAAGACAGCCAAGAACUGCAAGCCAAUGGCCCUAGUUCUAGCAGCUCCAGCACCAUCAUGCGGCCCGGCAGCUUCUUUGUGAGUACGGAACAACAGGAGCCAGCCACUUUUACCAUUAGCAUCGGCCACGGGUGUCAUUUAGGGCGAAUCCGCACAAUUAUGCACCCUAUGUCAGGCCGCUUCGUCGUGAGUUAGGGCAGUCUUUAUGAGUCAAUCUGCGUUUUUAAGCACCGGGCCGCAUUUUGUGCGCCUUUCUUUUUGAACGACUCCACCCCGACGUAGAUGCCUGCUUCGCUGAGGCAGAUAGGCUGGCCCUUUCUCGCUCCUCGCAUUGAAGUUGAGCCCACAGCAGUGCGGCACCGUCUACGCACUCAGGCCCAAAGCCCCCGACAUAACAGGCAUACGCGUGAGAGUGUGCCACCUUGUCUCACCAGUCGCCGGCAGCAACUCGCUUGGCACAGCAGCUUUCAACAGGUCGCGCCGCUUUCUCACACUCAAGAACUUCACCCACGGCUACCGCGCUUCCUUUCGUGCCCAUGGGUAGCCCCAGGGUGUGAAGAAUUGGCUCGGGCUGUCUUUUGUAAUGCUUCAGUCACGAUGGGGGAAACCCUCGAAGAAGUAAGCAGCUUGCUGGUUGGCAGCCCUGGCACGGUGUCCACUUCUGACGGGUUUGAGCACUCUGCGCAAGGUUGGGAAGAAUGGUGGCCAAUUUGCGAUAUUCCAGCCGUGGAUCAUACGCCGAGCGCUUCUUCUUCUUGCUCGAGUGGUUUCGCCAGUAGUGCCAUCAGCGAAGUUUAAGGCGCCGCCGCCCCUGAUCUAGACCGAGGCAAAACAGUAAGGAAGGAUCUGACUGAAGUCUCUUCCUUCUUUCUGAUGCUUCAGGUCAUGGAUGGCCCUUGGUGGCGCAGCCGGUGGCGCGGUGGUCGAUGCACCCGCCGCGCCUGCGGUCCUCACCACGUUCAGGCGCAUGCAGUGCGACACCGGGCACCCGGUGGCCAAGCUCCAUGCCAUCUGCGGCAAGAUUAUGCCCGGCAGCAAUCGCUGCAGCAAAGGCGCCCGCGAGGACCGCAAAAAGACCAGGGCCCACCCGCUAGCAGCCUCGUCCUUUCACACGCUCAGCAGUGGCCAGCCAUUGGGAAGAGCCUGCGCAAGUUGCAACAACCACAAGCAAGCAGCACGCACGAAGGACGCCGAAAAGGCUGCCGCGGUGCUAAGGUUCUCCCAUAGGAAAAGCACCAGAGCCAAACUGCGCUGCCAGUUGUCACCGUUCAGGCCGUCAAUCCUUGCAAAGUCAAACCGCUCCGCCCCCCGGCGGGUUCUAGCUGGCGGGCGGAGAUAUGUCAAUGGGCCCCAGCGUCGCCUCUGCUUUUCCUUGGUUCGCUGAACACUGUGCGACGAGUGAAGGAACAAGAAAGCGCGGACGCGUGUGCAAAGCCAAAGCGCCCGCCGCUCAACGACCAGAGCAAGCUGGCGCACCUUGCUCCGACAGUGGUCUCGUGAGUUUCUGGCCUCUUUCUCGUCAGUAAUCCCGCAUGCCCCUCCGUCUUCGCGUGAGAUAUUCGGCAGCCCAGUCUUGACACCUCAUCACAGGGGGCCACGACGAUGGGCGCCAAUUUCGGUGGUGACAGCGCAGCCCUGGAGAAAGCUGCUGAACAGUUGAAGCGCAAGGGCAACGAGCACCACAAGCGGCCCAGGCUCCUCUUACUCAAUGCGCGAGGCAGCUUGCUAGGCUGCGGCGGCGGCUGUGAUCAUUUCGCCCGCGCCGUCUCUUUCUUCCCGGGUAGACCGGUUGCCACCCUCGCCGGCUACCUGGUGCGUUCCUUUCUUGGUCAAAUACCGCCGCGACCUUCCAGCACUUCAGCAGCCCGCCACCAAGGAGGGGCGGGGCGUGUUUGAACAAACUCCGGCAGUCUUGUGUGCUUUGCUGCGCUUUUCCUUACAGCAAGGCAGCCGGCUUGGUAGGCAGUUUUAUUAGCCUACAAGCCUGGUCUGCAGCCAGCUGCGUGACAAAGAGUGCGAGCGCGUAUCAGCUUCUCAGCGUCUCCCAGGGGUGGGCUUGCUAGCUUCAAAUGAGUGCGAUACAGUGCUGGCCAUGAGGAUGCACCUCGAAAAACAACGCGGCGGAGAUUGUGCCUAUUUUAUUGGCGGGCUUCCUCGGUGAGUACGAAGCAGGCGGCUGCGGUAAGGUGGCGGCCCUGUCAAGGGCAGGCGCGGGCCAUGCGCGCCUAUUGCCACUCGGGGGCCUCUCUGUGCUAUGCAAGAAGUAGCCACUUCACCUGGAGCGCCCAAGCAGUGGCAGAAAAGUCGCAGGCCCAGCCCUUCUGUGCAGCUCGCUCCUGCUUGUCUUGGUGAAGUUCUUUGGUAGCGUAGCGCGCUCGCUGCCAACCCGUCGGCGCCCUUGUUCCUUUUACACCGGCAGGAGAUUUCUCAUGUGGUAUGAGGGGGUCCGUGCUUCGCGGUUUCGCUCGGCCUCUGCCGCCUAGCACUUCCAUCAUUCGCCGCUCAAGUGGACGCCGCCGCCUCUAGUGGUAUCGGCUGGGAGGCCUCGGCUGACAGGCAGCGGCUUAAAGGGUUUGCGCCCUUGAGUGGCAGCGCACCGGCAUCAACUUCGGAAGGGCUACUACUCCCCUCGGAGGGUGUCGGCCUUUUGGUGGCUCUGUGGCCAGCAGGCAAGGCCGUAGUUUACUACAACACUGACAACCCGGCGGCCACGAAGGCACGGAAUAAGGGGGCCUCUUCACCUGGUGACAUGUCGCGGGCCUCUUGCCUCAUUCGGGGCUUGGUGGUGACUGAGUAAUGUGCGAGCUGGUCGCCGCCAAACUGUUCGGGGCUGAGGGGCCGGCCGCUGGUUCUCUCUGUCGUUUCGUCGUUGUCGCUCCCUCUGUGUCGUACGACUUUCCCAAGCGGUACCAAUGCAGGCCUUUUCGGCUCUGAGCUCCGGAAGCUGGCUGCCUGGAAUGGGCGCCGUCGUGAGGGGGGGCCCUGGCUCCUUGAAGUGUGUGCUUGGCCUCUGGCAUUCUCUCUUGGUCGGCGACGUGCCUUCCUUGGCAGAACGUCUGCGACCGACCUGCUGCAGCAUCGUGCUUGGUUGGUGGUUUCCUUCCAAUUGUUUUAGCACUUGUUCCCGCGCUCCUAAAAUUCUUGGGCAGGCUCGUAGCUAACCUUCCCACGCUUAGGCGAACGCGGUUCGCGGUGCUCGUCCCGCUGCUUGGUGUUCAGUGAAUUCAUGCUGCUGCGCGGCCGGUUUUUGCGCAUUUCGAAACACCAGCAAGGGAGCCGGGCCUUUCGUGUCGGAGGUGGCGCCUCCGAGUUUUCGCCCGAUUCGGAGGGCCACGGCGAUGCCUCGUGACGAGUGGCCGGGGCAGCUUGCUGCGCCUUCUUCUCUGCUGCCGCAGGCUGCUUCGCAGCGCACAUCUCAAAACCAUAACCACCGCCACAGCCUCGGCGAUACCGUUGCCAUCGCUGAGAUUGCAGACGCUGCGGAGGGCGCCAUUGUUCGCGCCUGUUGUUGUAAGGCGGUCGAGCCAUCCAAAUGGAGGCGCUGCUUCCGUUUUUGGCUCUCAUCCGUGCGCCAGUCUGUCGCGCGCUACCAUGAAGCACCUGGGCCCAAGCUCUUCGCUGACUUUGGGCAUAUUAGUGGGCCGCGUGGUCAGUGUCUACGCCGUACACCUUCCGGGCCCGCCGUCUGUUCGUUGGAGCUCUCCCGCCGUUGACGCCGCACCCCCUCGACUGCGCCACUUUCUUUCUGCUAUGGCUCGUAUUCCUGGCCAUCUCGCGAGGCCUGGCACGUCUUCCGCAGCCUUGCCGCCUGAAUGAUACAGGGGCAGGGAUGUGCGGGGGCAGAGUCGUAGACUACGCUGUGGCCCUGGACCGCUUUGCUGCCGACUGUUCAUCUCAGUACUGCACCAGUGUGAAAGUGAAACUCUACCAGCCGCCACGUCGGCGCUUUGAUUCGUUGUUUAUGCUCAGGGCGCAGCAUCCUUCAUCUUCACGUGAUCAGGCCGAUGCCGCUAGUAGGCUAGUCUGGAUGGCUGACCGACUAGCAGACCCAUUUUCGCCGUAUGCUAGCACCUGGAGCCUCGCUCCCAGUUUCCGCCAUGGUAGAAAAGCACAGGCGUUCGCUAUAACAAACUUAGGCAAGGGCCACUUUGCUGGCGUCGGUCUCUUGUCUUCUCUGUCGCGAAUCUUGGAGGGUGCGCACCUUAAUGCAGCGCGUGCUUUCACAGUGCGCGGAGCCGGAUCUUUCUCUAAUCGCUUUCGAAUCAAUCUAGUCGCUACCCCCUUAGCAGUCGCUUCGCGGUCGAUUCUCAUUCUCGCUUUGUUUCGGAUUUUUCUUUUUCUUCCUCUUUCCUCCCCCCUUUCUCAUCGGUAAUCCCCCACACUCGCCCACAGGCGGCAUUGUUUCGCGCUCAAAUUCGUUGCUGAUACUCAGACUUCAGCGUCUUUCAUCUUCGCGCGAUCCGAUGCCGCUAGUGGGCUAGCCUGGGGGGCUGACCUUCUAGCAGAAUAACUCUCGCCGCAUAUUAGCGCCUGGGGCCGCGCGCUCAAACUCAAGGUGGCCCGGGGGGGGUCCUACCAAAGUCCAUCAUGGAGUGCCUAGAUCCAAAUGAACCACCAGUUGGUGCGCCAGAUUGGAUACUCCAGAUGAAAGGCAAAGAGGCACCCAAUCCGAAUGCAAGGGAGCACAGCUGGGAACCUCUAAGAGCUUCCGUGGAAGAAGUCUCUGUUUGGCCGCCAACGAUCACUCGGAAGCAGAACCCGCCUAUUGAUGUAAAUGUUGAUCCCGGAGAAGCCGGCAACGUCUACGUCUCGCCUGUGGCGGUGCCGAUGAAUGAAGCCCUGGGGUUUCCUCAGUGACUGGUGUGGAAUUGGAACCGAGAAGCCUGGGAUGAUAUUUGUAAAUAUAGAGCGGCCGCGCCCAUAGUUAGAAUUAGCUUUGGGUGGCAGGCUUGCUUGAUCGAAUAUCAUACGGAAUGUUUUGUGAGAGGUUCGUUUCUCGGGGUGUAGGGGGUGUCGUUCUUAUGUUCUGUUAUUCUGUUUCCUUAUUUCGUUGUGAAUAUUGAUAGAUGUAGAUCUGCGGUUAUCUUAGUUUUUUUCCUUUUACUUGAGCACUGGCAUUCGAGUACGCUUGUCGAAGAUGGCGCGGCUAUGGCGAUUGGAAUUUUCUGGGGAAGUAGGCACUUGGAACAGUGAGCUAGGCUCUCCCCGUGCUUGCGCGAAAAUGCUCCACUCGGGUGUAGGGUCUCCCUGGCUCGUUUUUGCUCGUCCCUGAUUUUUUUUUUAUCGAUGUCAGCCCGCCAUCUGUUCAAGUGAAGUGCAAGAUGCGCCAGGAUUAGUGCCCUCGCCGUUGUUAGAAGGAAACCGCCCCAGCGUAUUUAAGUAUUUGCAAACCUGUUCGUAAGGAUGCUGCUUUUUAGCUGCUACUGUCAAUGAAUGUAAGAAACCGCGAGGAGGAGGUGCUGCUAAAUAUUGUAACCCAGCAAGAAGCGGGGGGGCCAUUACUUAUCCCCAAAGAGCUUGGCUGGCUUUGAAGGGGUAGGCCAGCCUAUGCUCUCAUGCAUGCGUAGCCUUUUUGUUGUUUUUUUAGCCAGCGUGCGAGCCUCCAUAGAUGCCGCAGAGCUUUUGCCAAGUAUGUAAUUAAAGGUCUCAGACAGCGACCAGCUGGCCACUUAAGGGCGAUCGAAUAGGUGGCAAAAAUAGACUACAUGCUUCGAGGAGGGACUGGGGGUAGCCUUCGUCGAGAAAUAGAACCAAUUCGCGGAUUAAGUUUUUAAAAACGCGCGCUGCCGUCUCAGUAGGAGACACGGCGCCAGUCUAUUAAAACUUAUGAAGGUGUGUGGGCUUUUUUUAGUCGUGCACCCCUCUUGCUCGUGGUGUUGAUUCUCGUUUCUGGAAGUGCCAUCUCCCUCAUGUGUCGAUGGGGUAUUUUCGGGAAUAUUUCGGAAGGGGUGGGCAGAUGGGGUUAAAAAGUGGGCCACGGGUUCGCCUGUGAACGAGUUUCAGGUCGUGGCGCGUGUCUGCUAUCUUCUAGCCGCAACAGCUAGUCGAUGUGUGUAUCAUCCUCUCCACCCGCAUGAAUUUUUUAACUAGUGCUUCCGCCCAACCUUGCUGGCACCUCGGUGCCUACUGCAUCCCAACGGGAGUGCUAGCGCAGCUAUAUUCCAUCGGGUACUUGCAGAAAUGUCUGAAGAUGAAGCGAAAGCGUGCAGAUGGAACUGAGGUGGGGAUAAAGCGCAUGUUUGUCAAUAUUUUUCGGACUUAUCCUCCAACCGCAGUCAGGAGGCUGUCUUAGGGUUCUAGCUACUUGCCUCAAAGCCGAAUAUGUAGUGGACUGAUGCUAUCGGCUUCGGCAGUCAACUACUAAUCGCUUUCAGCGUAUUGAUCGCGCCCAUGUAUUCAUGGAUAUCAGUAUAACUGCAAGCAAGUUCCUGAAUCGGAGCAAUUCGGUCAGCGCAGUUAUGCCCGUGUCUCACCAUCAUUUUUAACGGAUGUAAAUACAAAACAAAAGAAGGGCGGCAGACUCUUGAAAGGGUUGUUAGGAUCGACAUUGCCAUUACGUCGCAAGAACAGUUGGGGCAGGAAGUGUCUAUCGGGGACCGCGCUUGUGUAUUUCCGCGAAGAA
This is a messenger RNA of Amoebophrya sp. A25, 17163 nucleotides long. The record is from the annotation of a GenBank genome assembly. NCBI's taxonomy places the organism in Eukaryota, Dinophyceae, Syndiniales, Amoebophryaceae.